Purpureocillium takamizusanense is the source of this 315-nucleotide messenger RNA. RefSeq lists its product as uncharacterized. The coding region runs from base 1 to 315 and encodes 104 amino acids. The record is from RefSeq and is a predicted model, not a curated record. The transcript has a single exon. NCBI's taxonomy places the organism in Eukaryota, Fungi, Ascomycota, Sordariomycetes, Hypocreales, Ophiocordycipitaceae.
AUGCGCUACCAACUCUGUCCCUCAUCAUCGUCACCUGAAACAUCAGAGAGAACUGCGCUUAAGUCCUCGGCCGCCCGACCGCUCGAUGCGUUGUCACCGCCCUUCCUCCCCGAAGUAGAUGUUGGCAUCGCCGUUGACGCCCCCGCGUGCGAUGAUGCCGCCCUCGGUCAGGGCGUUUAUUCAGCCCAGCCAUCCUACUCACAGCGGCGGCGCAGACGAGGAGGUCAAAUCGACAUCGCCGUGAUCUUGGCGUGGGACGAUGAUACCGAUGGGCUCGUCCACCAUGCGAGCGGCCGGCGGCGUCGUCGACGGUGA